AUGUGGGUUAAGCUCCCAACUAAAUCCUGGUUGCACAUACUCUAUCCGGAUAGUGAUCCUACUUGCCCCCUAUGCAAUCAAGAGAAUGAAACUGUUUCCCACAUCCUCGCUCAUUGUCCUAUAGCCCAAAAUUUCUGGAAUUGCCUAUGCAAUUUGGUGAGCUUUCAUCUACAGCACUUCAACCUUUGGUGCGAGGGUUCCUGGUUAAAUGACGGCCUUUUGCUCGAUAGUGAUGAAAGAAGAUUCCUUCACUCUAUUAUUUUAAAUGGCUUCUGGACCCUUUGGAAGCAUAAAAAUGGGUUUCUCUUUGAGAGAAUAAGAGACUCCAAUCAAGUCUUGGCUCAUCGCACUUUGUCUAGAACUGUCGAAUAUUUUAAGCCUACUUCUCCAAGGCAAUCUAGGAUUAGCCGAACCAUUGAAUGGCAUCCGCCUCCCAGCAGUUGGACUAAGAUUAAUUCUGACGGUUCUUAUAAUCCUACAUAUGGUGCUGGGAGACUUUGUUGUAAUUUAGUUCUUGAUGCCGAAGCCAAAGCCACUUGGUAUGCUCUUACUAAGGCUGUUAAGCGGCAGUUGGACAAUGCAAUUUUGGAGACCGAUUCGAUGUUCCUGGUGAACAUCUUAACGAGGAAAACAGAGAUCCCUUGGAAGCAAAGAUCUAUCUUUACUGACUGUUUCUCACUUUUGCACUCAUUUUGUUCAUUUUGUAUUAGUCACAUCCCUCGCGAAGCUAAUCAGGCAGCUGAUUGGCUUGCGCAUUUUGGUAGAUAUGCUAACUCCUUUACCUUUUGGGAGGAUAGUCAUCCUCUAGAACUGCAAAAGUUUUUGUUACUAGAUGCACCAAACUGCAUUGUUACACAUCCUGUGCUUGCUUAA
Molecule: messenger RNA, 873 nt
Organism: Ananas comosus (pineapple)
Lineage: Eukaryota; Viridiplantae; Streptophyta; Magnoliopsida; Poales; Bromeliaceae
Exons: 2
Coding region: 1-873 (290 amino acids)
Molecular function (GO): RNA-DNA hybrid ribonuclease activity; nucleic acid binding
Source: RefSeq, a predicted model, not a curated record